Molecule: messenger RNA, 3346 nt
Organism: Helianthus annuus (common sunflower)
Lineage: Eukaryota; Viridiplantae; Streptophyta; Magnoliopsida; Asterales; Asteraceae
Product: kinesin-like protein KIN-7K, chloroplastic
Exons: 24
Coding region: 751-3177 (808 amino acids)
Biological process (GO): microtubule-based movement
Molecular function (GO): microtubule motor activity; microtubule binding; ATP binding
Source: RefSeq, a predicted model, not a curated record
GUGGAGUUUUUAGAGUAUCUACUCUGAAGAGUCAAUGCAGUAGACAAUACCUUUUUCCCUUUUUAACUUUCUCACUCUCAUCUGCUUUCAUGGAACAAACAAAACAAGCUCAUCACUUCCAAAUUCUCCAUUUCAUCACUCUCAAUUCAUCAUCUUCUUCAGAUCUAAUCAAUUCCUAACUCAGAUUCACCACAAAUACUUGAACAAAACGAGAUUACCUUGACAUUCACGUCAUUACUGAUUCAAUCGCAAUCAUCCAAACCAAUGGAGAUGACGCAAGCACGAAAAUCGACUUCGAAAUACGCGAAUUCACCUUCUUCUUCAACAACUUCUUCAUCCAAACAGUUUCCAGAAGCUUCCGUUAAUGAUAACCUCAGCUCUCCGGCUUCAUCGAGUAUUCCGUUAACUGUUGAGAGAUCGAAGGAGAAUGUGACGGUUACUGUUCGGUUUCGCCCUCUCAGUCCUAGGGAGAUACGAAGAGGAGAGGAGAUUGCGUGGUAUGCGGAUGGAGAAACGAUUUUACGCAAUGAGGAGACUCCGUCGAUUGCUUAUGCAUAUGAUCGGGUAUUUGGGCCUACAACCACAACACGCCACGUAUAUGAUAUUGCAGCCCAACAUGUUGUUAGCAGUGCAAUGGAAGGUGUUAAUGAUCUUGUGGCAAUGGAGAUGGCUAUGGCAUGUGAGAUAAUGUUCGUCCUUAAAUGAACUAUUUUUGCCUAUGGUGUGACAAGUAGUGGAAAGACUCACACCAUGCAUGGUGAUCAGAGGUCCCCAGGAAUUAUUCCCUUCGCUGUAAAAGAUGCUUUUAGUAUUAUUCAAGAGACUCCAAAUCGCGAAUUUCUUCUUCGUGUCUCGUAUUUGGAAAUUUACAAUGAGGUUGUUAAUGACUUGUUAAAUCCAGCAGGACAGAAUCUAAGAAUACGAGAGGAGAGUCAGGUAAUACAUGGAGCCUUUGUUGAAGGAAUAACCGAGGAAGUUGUAUUAUCUCCUGCCCAUGUUCUUUCUCUUAUUGCAGCUGGAGAAGAGCACAGACAUGUUGGUUCAACAAAUUAUAAUUUGCUCAGCAGCAGAAGUCAUACAAUAUUUACUCUGACAAUAGAGAGCAGCCCAUGUGGUGAAAAUGGUGGAGAUGGCACUGUUAGCUUUUCACAGCUGAACCUUGUAGAUCUGGCAGGUUCUGAGAGCUCCAAAGCAGAAACCACUAGUGUCCACAGAAAAGAAGGAUCUUAUAUUAACAAAAGCCUGCUAUCUCUUGGAACCGUCAUAUCAAAAUUAACAGACGGGAAAUCUUCCCACAUACCAUACAGGGACUCAAAGCUGACCAGGCUUCUUCAGUCUUCAUUAAGCGGUCAUGGAAGAGUAUCACUCAUUUGCACUGUUACUCCUUCAUCAAGCAAUUCGGAAGAAACACAUAACACGCUAAAAUUUGCCCACCGUGCAAAAUACAUUGAAAUCCAGGCUGCUCAAAACAAGAUCAUUGACGAGAAGUCCCUUAUCAAGAAAUAUCAAAAUGAAAUUCGAUCUUUAAAGGAAGAGUUGGAACACUUAAAGGGGGGUGUUAUAACAGUUCCUCAACUGAAGCAUAGUGGAGGAGAUGAUCUUGCAAAACAAAAGCUAGAAGACGGUGAAGUCGAGUUGCAAUCUAGACUGGAGCAAGAAGAAGCAGCUAAAGAAGCUUUGUUAAGCCGAAUACAAAGACUGACAAAAUUAAUUCUAGUUUCCAACAAAUCGUCACAUGCAUCUAGAUUUUCUCAUCGCCCUCUUAGGAGAGGACAUUCCUUUGGGGAAGAAGAGCUUGCGUAUCUCCCUCACAAAAGGCGUGACUCAAGUUUGGAUGAGGAAAACAUCGAGUUAUAUAUUUCUGUUAAUGGAAAUGUGGAAACUAACAAUGAUGUACUCAAGGAUGAGAAAAAGAUCAAGAAGCCUGGAUUGCUUAACUGGUUAAAACUGCGGAAACGAGAUAAUCUCUCUAGGGCUUUGACCAGUACAAGUGAUAAAUCAAGCGGAGUCAAAUCUAUUAGUCCACUUUCAACUCCUCCACCGGGUAACCAUAAUCCUCCUAUCGAAUCCAUACAUUCACACUCUGCUGAGUUCUUAUUGGAGCCCAAACUAGAUCAACAGACUGAUGAUGAUAAUAGUUUGUCACAUGAGACUCCUCCGUCUGUUAACGAGCAAGAAGCACAACUAAACGAGAAAGCCUUUGAACUUGAGGGUAGCAUGAAGACGAUUGACCAAAUUGAUUCCUUAAGGGAGCAAGAAAAUGUUUUGUCUGGUGAGGUGGCAAUCCAUUUAAGUACUGUAAAACGGUUAUCAGACGAAACUACACGAGACACCAACAACGAAUUCCCGAGCUCUGCUAGCGAGCUAGAAGCACAACUAAACGAGAAAUCCUUUGAACUUGAGGUGAAAACCACGGAGAAUCGAGUAAUACAAGAACAGCUCAACCAAAAGAUAAAUGAAUGUGAAGGACUACAAGAAACCAUUGCAUCCUUGAAACAACUUCUAUCAGAUGCACAGCAUAAGCCUCACACGGAAAACGAGGUUGCCAAAACAGAAGAAACAGAUGACGUUUUGCUUCGGCAAGCUCAGGCAUACGAGAUCGAAGAACUCAAACAAAAAGUGACCGAGCUGACCGAAUCAAAAGACCAAUUAGAAGCACAAAACCGAAAACUAGCCAACGACAGCUCAUAUGCUAAAGGAUUAGCAUCAGCUGCUGCAGUUGAGCUCACGGCUCUAGCCGAAGAACUUGCAAAACUAAUGAACCAAAACGAGAAACUCACGGCCGAGUUAGCCGCCGCUGCCACAACCAAACACUCGCCAACCCAACGUAAAACACCCACGGGUCCCACCAAAAAUGGACGAAACACAAGACCGAAAGAGCAAAGUCCGUCUCAAAUGGAAUUAAAAAGAGAACUUGCAUUGAGUAGAGAAAGGGAGAUGUCUUAUGAAGCAAUGAUAUCCAAAAAGGAUAAAAAGGAAACCGAAUUACAACAACGGUUAGACGAAUCGAAACAGAGAGAAGCGUAUCUCGAAAACGAGCUUGCGAACAUGUGGGUGUUGGUGGCUAAGCUUAAGAGACCACAAGGAGAGGAAAGCGAGCCAUCUGAGUCGAGUAGAGAGAGCCAAAGAGUUGAUGGUUGGGACCUCAUAUCGUGCCGGUCACCAACAGGCCUUUAGUCAUGUGUGUAAGUUAGUUCAAAUAUUAAAAGGAAUGAAUGAAUGAACAAAUAUAUCUUUGACGGGUGGUUAGUCGAGAUUUUGGGGGGGAUGUAAGAGGAUCAUUUGUUGAUCGGCUUUUUUAAUGUUAUUGUUAGAUAGAUUAAUAAAAUAACUGUUUACUCUUUUC